This is a messenger RNA of Phytophthora megakarya, 303 nucleotides long. Lineage: Eukaryota; Oomycota; Peronosporomycetes; Peronosporales; Peronosporaceae. The record is from the annotation of a GenBank genome assembly.
AUGGCCAAGACACUGGAAAGCUUAACCUGGAAGCGACUGCAGAAUUUGGAAGGUAUCUCUGCCUACCAGGCUCAAACAUUUUGGCGACUUAAAGCGCGGGAACUAAGAGUGUGGGAGGGCAAGGAGAAGCGGCAUCAAUGUCCAGAGCCAGGCUGCGAUGCAAGGGGACGCGACAAAAUCGAGCAUUUGGUGUGGCAUUGCACAGCAGCCAAGGCUCUGUGGAGGUGUCUUUUUGAAAUGUGGCGAUACGACCUCAGUGCUAAUGUAUGUACAGAAAAAAAUUACCGCAUGCCUUCGGAAUGA